Molecule: messenger RNA, 1398 nt
Organism: Coniophora puteana RWD-64-598 SS2
Lineage: Eukaryota; Fungi; Basidiomycota; Agaricomycetes; Boletales; Coniophoraceae
Product: alpha beta-hydrolase
Exons: 8
Coding region: 1-1398 (465 amino acids)
Source: RefSeq, a predicted model, not a curated record
AUGAUUCUUCCACCACCACCACCUCCUAACGCCUACCCAUACACCCCGACACCAACUUUCGUCCCGGUUCACCCGCGCCCAUGGCUAUCUCUCCUACCCCACCCGGCCCUCUCCUCGAAAUCAACCAUAUUCCCACAACUUCCUUCACCACCGCGCGAUCCAACCUUCACGGAUGAAUUUACCCUUACCACGCAUGUCGUUCCGGGCGCAUACCCGCGUGUCUCCCCCGACGUCCCACUCCCGACGUCGCCGCCUUUCACGGGAAACUCAGCAGAGCGCAAGGGGCGCGUGAAGGAGCUCACGAUGGAGAUGAUAGGCUUGCAGGCGAGGCACGAGCGUGGGGAACAGGUCGCACAAGGUACUCAGGGCGAGAAGGAUGUGGUGUGGUGUGUGAUCAAUCGGUUCAGGAGGAAGAGACUGGUGAGGAGAGGGAAGGAGGGCAAGAGUCUGACUUUGUUCUUGGCCCAUGCGAACGGUUUCCCGAAGGAGACAUGGGAGGUUGCGCUACGUGCAUUACUGACGAGCCCAGCUGGAGAACUCAUCGACGAGGUAUGGGCGUGGGAGGCAGCGCAGCAUGGAGACUCGGGCCUGCUCAACGACGGAGUCCUCGGCGGACUGUUCGACUGGGCGGACAAUGCGCGGGAUAUGGCACAGUUCUUCCUCUCAUAUCUCCCAGAUGGCGCAGACGCAGAACUCUCGACACACCUUCCGCGUCUGAGCGAACAGGUCACCAGGUCCCGUAAAGAGUCAGGAUUAUCAAGGCGUACUCUUGUCGUUGCCGGGCACUCGUUCGGAGGGGCCACAUCCACACUUGUCGCCAAGGAGUUCCCUGCCCUGUUCGACGCUCUGAUCCUCAUCGAUCCUGUCAUCAUCCAGAACACCAAGUUCAACCCCGUGUUCAACACGGGCACUGUGACGGGGGCCAUUUCGCGCCGUACCAACUGGCCAACUCGAGAAGAAGCCCACAAGCUCCUCAAACAAUCCCCGUUUUUCAGCAUAUGGCACCCCGACGUCCUCGCUGCCUAUGUCGAGUACGGAACCGCCCCCUCGGCGAAGGAAGGCGGCGUAAGCCUCAAGAUGUCGGGCAUGCACGAAGCCGUGCUCUUUCUCAACGUGCGUGUCGCCGCCGAGGCAUGGGAGCAGCUCCGCGAGCUGGAUGAGCGCAUCGAGCUGAGAUUCGUCGCGCCGGACAAGGACAGGGGCGAAGUGACGUCGAACGGGCUCGGAGGUCCCGAGGCAUUUGCUGUGCGCGCGUGGCUUCGGCUGGCGAAUGCUUCGAACGUAGAUAUCAAGGGAGCGGGGCAUCUCAUCGUUCAGGAGCGGCCAUUGGAGCUUGCGGAGGAUAUGGCAGGCUUUUUAUUACGGCGAUAUGGUACCAGUCACAAGGCGCUCCUCUAG